AUGGGAAAGAACAAAAAAGUUAUGCCAGACACAGUAAUCAGCGUAGAAUACAAAGUCUCAAUGUAUUGUAACGCUUGUGAGAGAACCGUUGCAAAAGCCAUUUCCAAGUGUAAAGGAGUGGAAAAGUUCGUGACAGAUAUGAACGAACACCGCGUGGUGGUAACAGGUCGCAUUGAUCCAAAUAAAGUUCUGAAGAAGAUAAAGAAAGAGAGUGGCAAGAAAGUGGAGAUUGUGGAAAACAAGGAUGAGGAUUCAAAUGAUGGAUUCAAUAAUGAACGUGAUAGCAUUGUUUUGGUGCCACCUUAUUAUGUGUUUGAAAAAUAUUGCUGCAUUAGCACUGAAACUUUGAUGAUGUUCAAUGAUGAAAACCCUAAUGCAUGUGCACUAAUGUAG
Arachis stenosperma is the source of this 393-nucleotide messenger RNA. RefSeq names its product heavy metal-associated isoprenylated plant protein 19. Gene Ontology annotation, molecular function: metal ion binding. Bases 1 to 393 code for a protein of 130 amino acids. Lineage: Eukaryota; Viridiplantae; Streptophyta; Magnoliopsida; Fabales; Fabaceae. The record is from RefSeq and is a predicted model, not a curated record. The transcript has 2 exons.